UAGCUUAUGUUUUGAACCGUUGGUUGUCUUUAUAUUAAUGUAUUUGACGAUUUUCUAAUGCAGGCGUGAAGCCACAAAAGCUACAAAUAUGUGACAGUUUAAAAUGAUUUUUUUCUUUCUUGGUUAAGUUAGCAUUUAAGGUUAGCUAAACAGCAUUAUCGACCCUGUCCAAAGCUAUAGUUCUCCUGAGUAUGCAGCAAAGAAAAACGCGAAGGUUUUCAUCGAGCAGCAGCUCUUCUGCCUGCACCAUGUCCGAGAGAGCCACCAAAGACAAACUCAAGCGAAGUCUGUCUUUGUCCAAGACCAAGAAGAAAGCCGAUGCCAAAACUGGGAUUUCUGCCAGUGCAGCCACCACAACUCCAAUCACGUCGUUCUUCAGCAGCCAGCCUCCACCCAAGCUGGCCUGCCCCCUGUGUGGCCAGUUGGUACCAAGAUUCAAGAUCAAUGAUCACAUUGAUUUGCAAUGUCAGAACUUUGAGAGAGGAGACAGCAGUGCCGCAACAGCAAGUAAUAGUGUUGUGGCAAGCAUCCAGCUGUCACCCAGAAGGAAUCCCCAGAAGUCCCCAGAGCCGGGUCCAAACAGAGAACAAGAGGUCAAAGAGACCAAUACCAGCCCUUAUUUCAAAAAGACUAACUUUCAGCAGGCACCACGGGAGAUAAACCGUAAAGGCGUGGUCAGGACGAUUGACCUGGGAAGCCUCUCCUCCAAGUUAUCGAGGAUAUCUUAUAAGGGACCUGAGAGGACACAGCCAGAUAAUAAACAUGCACCAACGUAUCCUGAAAAGGAGAUCUAUUCUUCUGAGACUCUCUGUAGCAGCUCACAGAAGGAAAAUCUUCUGAUUGAUACUUUAGGAGAUAAAAACGACUGUUUGACAACAACCAGUGCAGACCCUCCACUAGCUGUGGAAAAUCUGUCAUGUCCAGAUAAAAGACACUAUCUUGAACACAAAGCAUCUAAAUCAGAGACUGUGCAAAAACUGCUUACUCCAAAGCUGCAUGCUUCUUCCUCCAAACUAGCAAAGAGAAAAAAGGAAACAACUUCCACCGGUAGGGGGUCUUAUUUGAGAAAGAAAGCAAAAUAUGAGGGGAGCAGCAGAGAGACAGAGGAGGUGUUUUCUAAUGAAAGUAUAGCAGAGGCAACUGAUACGGCCCAGCUUAAAGCUGAGGUACCUUCUACUACUACUUGUGACCCCCCCCUGAGUUCACAGGAAACAUAUGAGAAAAGUGAUGCAGCGGUCAAUAAUGAUUCACUGCCAGAGUCUGGUCACGAGAACGGCACUAGUGACCAUGCUGCUGAGAGCUCACCCCCCCCACGGCUUCCCUACUACCUCCGUAACUUCCGGACCGUACUACAAGCUGUGCUGGAGAAUGAGGACGACAGGGCAUUGUUCGACCAGCAUGAUAUGUCAUUCGUACAUGCAUUUGAGAAGCUCUCAGUCAUGGGGCAGAAGCUCUAUGUGAGACUCUUUCAGAGGAAACUGAAGUGGCUCCAAGUAAAUAAACUGGAUUAUGAAGAGAUAUGCAGUGAUCUGGGACCUGUUGCUGAGGAGCUGGUUCGAGGUGGUUUUCUACAGACAGAAAAUGACCUCCAGGAGUUAAGCGAGGCUCUGGAUCUCCUGCCUGCUCCUGAACUCAAAGCUCUGGCUAAGACGUUCCAUCUGGGCAAUUCUGGGACUCAGAAACAGCAGCUAGUGGAUGGACUUCUCCGUCUGAGCAGGCAAAAAUCCCUCUUCUCUCUGACCUCUGCACAAAACAACAUUGGGGCUGUCAUUCUCAAAAGGGCAAAGCAGCUUGCAGGUUUCUGUGUUCUUUGUCUUGGUCCUCGGGCUGUCUUCUCUCGCAUCCUUCUACUCUUCUCUCUGACGGACACCAUGGAUGAGGAGGAGACGGCAGCUGGUGGGCAGAACCAGCUCUUCACCAUCCUGCUGGUCAACUCAGGACGCCUGGCCUUCCCAGACUACACAGUGCAGCGCGCAUCCAAGGUGUUCAGGGACAGAGAGGAUCUUAUCAGAUAUGAAGCCUCCAUGCGAGCCCUGCAAGAGGUAGUCUCAGCUAUGCAGGGAGGUCAGUGGGAAGAGGCCAUGCAGCUUUAUAGUGCUGCCAAAAGUGCCUGGCAGGAACUGAGGAAAAAACAUGACCUCAGUCACCAGCAGGAGCUACCUGUGUUCCUGCGCAGCUUCACCACGGGAUGGGCUUACACUCGCAUCUUGUCCAGAGGAGUGGAGAUCUUGCAGAGGCUACGUCGCUAUGAGGAAGCAGUAGAGGAGCUGCGGUCCUUACUGUUACAGUCUGUUUACUGUCCUGACAGCCGUGGGCGAUGGUGGGACAGACUGGCACUAAACCUUCACCAGCAUCUGAAGAAACCCGAGCAAGCUAUUUGCGCUAUCAGAGAUGGGCUGUCAGACCCUCUGGUGCGGACUGGGCAUAAGCUCUCUCUUCAUCAGAGAGCGGUUAGGAUGAAAGAGUCUGCCAGCUUCAAGAAGUAUCGCCUGCAACUAAAAGACCUGCCCACUAUUGAAGUCCAAGAUGUCAAACAUGUGACCAUCCGAGGACAGCUUUUCCCUCAUGAGGGGGGCACAGGGAAAUCUAUGUUUCUUUUACCAGCAAAUAGAGAGGGGGAAGAGAGUGCUAAUGCCACUGUAAUAUGCUCUGUGGAAGAGCUGUCUUUAGCACAUUACCGCCAACAAGGCUUUGACCAAGGGAUCCAUGGAGAGGGCUCAACAUUCUCAACAUUGUUUGCACUACUGCUCUGGGACAUCAUUUUUAUGGAGGGUAUUCCAGAUGUUUUCAGAAAUCCGUACCAGACAUGUCCACUGGAUCUUUACACCGACUGUUUCUAUGAGAACAGAAAAGAGGCGAUCGACUCUCGUGUGCAGUUACUCAGCGAGGCAUCAGUGGUGACUCUGCAUGACAUGUUGGUAGAUGUGUGGACCUCCCAUGAGGGUAAAGUGUGUUCAUUGGUCAACUGGGAGCGUUUCUCAUCCCUUCAACAGGCACAGUCUCUCGUGUCAUGCAUGGGUGGAGCCUUCUUAGGAGGGGUAAUAGCACGAAUGUCUAAAGACUAUAGACACUGCCGUGGGGGUUUGCCUGAUUUGGUGGUGUGGAACACCUCAAACAACAGCUACAAGUUGGUGGAGGUGAAGGGCCCCAGUGACCGGCUGUCCCAGAAGCAACAGAUCUGGCUGGAUGAGCUGCAGAAACUUGGGGCUGAUGUGGAGGUGUGUCACGUGGUGGCUACUGGAGCCAGAGGAGCUCGUCUGGAAUAAACGGACACAGACGUGCUGACUGAUAAGACUAAGCUGCUAAUUAAUCAGAGUGUGGUCAAAAGGAAACAAUGAUCUGGGUGCUUUGUUUUCAAAUUCUGGUCUUCUAGGACAGGUGUGGAUGUUUAUGUUUAUCUUUCAUACAUCACAAACUUAAUCCUAUCUGAGUGUAGGGAAUUUCGUGGCGAGGAGUGUGCCUUGUGACAUGUGGCGUUAUCAGGGAAACCUCUGCCUUCAACAGGAAGAGGUGCAUCAUGAGAUGAAGAUUAUCACUGAGGGCUGCCACAACUACAAGUAGCUUGCAGAUAAUCAGAGCUGAUGCAUGACAGGAAACACCAACCAGGCACCAAAUUGAUAGUGUUUCCUUUUCUUUGGCAACACUAUAUUUUCAGGAUCUUGGGUUGCCAAGCAAUGAAAACAUUUAGUUGGCUGCUGACGAAUUGUAUGACUGCUCUAUGAGUUUGUCACUACUCUACCAGAAAAAAACAUACAAAAUAAGGGCUGCAAAUAAAUUAUUAUUUCCAUUA
This is a messenger RNA of Micropterus salmoides (largemouth bass), 3790 nucleotides long. RefSeq names its product FANCD2 and FANCI associated nuclease 1 (gene fan1). The record is from RefSeq and is a predicted model, not a curated record. Gene Ontology annotation, biological process: interstrand cross-link repair. Gene Ontology annotation, molecular function: 5'-3' exonuclease activity; 5'-flap endonuclease activity; flap-structured DNA binding. Gene Ontology annotation, cellular component: nucleus. NCBI's taxonomy places the organism in Eukaryota, Metazoa, Chordata, Actinopteri, Centrarchiformes, Centrarchidae.